AUGAGCCUGCUCGGAAGCUACCGGAAAAAGACCAGCAACGAUGGUUAUGAAUCCUUGCAGCUGGUGGACAGUAACGGGGACCUAAGUGCGGGGAGCGGCGGGGGAGGCGGCAAGCUGAGAGUGAACGCCGGGGCGGCAGCGGCGCGGAGUCCCGCCCGGCAGCCUCAGGACCGCGCCAGCACCAUGGACAGCUCAGGUGCCUCGUCUCCAGACAUGGAGCCCAGCUAUGGGGGAGGUCUCUUUGACAUGGUGAAAGGAGGUGCAGGGAGGCUGUUUAGUAACCUAAAGGACAACUUGAAAGACACCCUCAAAGACACGUCUUCCAGAGUUAUACAAUCUGUUACCAGCUACACGAAGGGAGAUUUAGACUUCACUUAUGUUACCUCCAGAAUUAUUGUGAUGUCCUUUCCUCUGGACAGUGUUGACAUAGGAUUCAGAAAUCAGGUUGAUGACAUUCGAAGCUUUUUGGAUUCCAGACAUCUUGACCACUACACGGUGUACAAUCUGUCGCCCAAGUCUUAUCGAACUGCCAAGUUUCAUAGCAGGGUCUCAGAAUGCAGUUGGCCCAUCAGGCAGGCCCCCAGUCUGCACAACCUCUUUGCUGUGUGUCGGAAUAUGUACAACUGGCUACUACAGAAUCCCAAAAACGUCUGUGUUGUCCAUUGCUUGGAUGGACGGGCAGCAUCAUCAAUUCUGGUUGGUGCUAUGUUCAUUUUCUGUAAUCUCUACUCUACUCCUGGCCCAGCUGUUCGAUUACUCUACGCAAAGCGACCAGGAAUUGGACUUUCGCCAUCCCAUAGGAGGUACCUGGGCUACAUGUGUGACCUCCUAGCAGACAAACCCUACCGCCCUCACUUCAAGCCUCUCACUAUUAAGUCGAUCACUGUCAGUCCAGUUCCUUUUUUCAACAAACAGAGAAAUGGAUGUCGCCCUUACUGUGAUGUACUGAUUGGAGAAACCAAAAUAUAUACAACUUGUGCAGAUUUUGAACGAAUGAAAGAAUACCGUGUCCAAGAUGGAAAAAUCUUCAUUCCCUUGAGCAUCACUGUGCAAGGAGAUGUGGUUGUUUCCAUGUAUCACUUGAGGUCAACCAUUGGAAGCCGGCUACAGGCUAAGGUGACCAACACUCAGAUAUUCCAGCUUCAGUUUCAUACUGGAUUCAUUCCACUGGACACAACAGUUUUAAAGUUCACCAAGCCUGAGUUGGAUGCAUGUGAUGUACCAGAAAAAUAUCCUCAGCUAUUUCAGGUGACUCUGGAUGUAGAACUACAGCCGCAUGACAAAGUGAUAGACUUAACGCCCCCAUGGGAACAUUACUGCACGAAAGAUGUCAACCCCAGCAUCCUCUUCUCUUCUCACCAGGAGCAUCAAGAUACUCUGGUCUUAGGAGGACAGGCUCCAAUAGACAUCCCUCCAGACAACCCCAGACAUUUUGGGCAAGGUGGCUUCUUUUCCACUCUCUGUUGGCAAGAUCAGAAAUCGGAGAAAUCAUUCUGUGAGGAGGACCACGCUGCCCUAGUGAAUCAGGAAAGUGAGCAGUCGGAUGAUGAACUUCUGACCCUUUCCAGCCCACAUGGCAACGCCAAUGGCGACAAACCUCAUGGAGCCAGGAAGCCCAGCAAAAAGCAGCAGGAGCCAGCUGCCCCUCCACCCACUGAGGACGUGGACCUUCUGGGUCUAGAAGGGUCUGCAGUGAGUAAGAACUUCUCUUCACCGGCGGCUCCUCCUACCAAUUCCGAACUUCUGAGUGACCUGUUUGGGGGUGGAGGUGCAGCCGGCCCUGCCCGGGCUGGACAGUCAGGGGUGGACGACGUGUUUCAUCCGAGUGGACCUACAUCUACCCAGUCAACACCGCGCCGGUCCACCGCCUCCACCUCUGCAUCUCCAACACUGAGAGUAGGAGAAGGCGCCACCUUUGACCCAUUUGGAGCACCUUCUAAACCAUCAGGUCAAGAUUUGCUGGGUUCUUUUCUGAACACAGCCAGUGCUUCCAGUGACCCCUUUCUUCAGCCUACGAGAAGUCCUUCACCUACAGUGCACGCUUCUAGUACACCUGCUGUGAACAUUCAGCCAGAGGUUUCAGGAGGUUGGGACUGGCAUACUAAACCAGGAGGUUUUGGAAUGGGAAGCAAGUCAGCUGCCACCAGCCCAACAGGCUCGUUGCAUGGUACUCCCACCCAUCAAAACAAACCCCAGACUCUGGAUCCUUUUGCCGACCUUGGGACAUUAGGUGGUUCUUCAUUUGCCAGCAAACCGUCCACACCAACUGGAUUGGGUGGAGGAUUUCCACCUCUUAGCUCGCCACAGAAAGCAUCUCCCCAGCCUAUGGGUGGAGGGUGGCAGCAGGGGAGUGGCUACAGCUGGCAGCAGACACAGUCUAAGCCACAGUCCAGCAUGCCCCACUCCUCUCCCCAGAACCGACCCAACUACAACGUGAGCUUCUCCUCCGUGCCUGGGGGCCAGAACGAACGUGGGAAAGGAGCAGCUAACUUGGAAGGGAAACAAAAAGCAGCUGACUUUGAAGACCUACUCUCUGGUCAAGGUUUUAAUGCUCACAAAGACAAAAAGGGCCCUCGAACAAUAGCUGAGAUGAGAAAGGAGGAAAUGGCUAAGGAUAUGGAUCCUGAGAAAUUAAAGAUUCUGGAAUGGAUUGAAGGCAAAGAGAGAAAUAUCAGAGCACUUCUGUCCACGAUGCAUACCAUGCUGUGGGCUGGGGAGACUAAGUGGAAACCAGUUGGCAUGGCAGACCUGGUCACACCAGAGCAGGUGAAGAAGGUGUACAGGAAGGCUGUGCUGGUGGUGCAUCCAGAUAAAGCUACUGGGCAACCUUAUGAACAAUAUGCAAAGAUGAUUUUCAUGGAGCUCAAUGAUGCCUGGUCUGAAUUUGAAAAUCAAGGCCAAAAGCCCUUGUAUUAAUUUAUGAGCUUUUCCAUCUCU
Messenger RNA from Mesoplodon densirostris (Blainville's beaked whale), 2937 nucleotides. It is a transcript of the gene DNAJC6, whose product is annotated as DnaJ heat shock protein family (Hsp40) member C6. NCBI's taxonomy places the organism in Eukaryota, Metazoa, Chordata, Mammalia, Artiodactyla, Ziphiidae. Gene Ontology annotation, biological process: clathrin-dependent endocytosis; dephosphorylation; synaptic vesicle uncoating. Gene Ontology annotation, cellular component: postsynaptic density; cytoplasm; intracellular membrane-bounded organelle. Gene Ontology annotation, molecular function: clathrin binding; phosphatase activity. The coding region runs from base 1 to 2916 and encodes 971 amino acids. The record is from RefSeq and is a predicted model, not a curated record. The transcript is spliced from 19 exons.